This is a messenger RNA of Penicillium argentinense, 249 nucleotides long. RefSeq lists its product as uncharacterized. Bases 1 to 249 code for a protein of 82 amino acids. The record is from RefSeq and is a predicted model, not a curated record. NCBI's taxonomy places the organism in Eukaryota, Fungi, Ascomycota, Eurotiomycetes, Eurotiales, Aspergillaceae. The transcript is spliced from 2 exons.
AUGAGCUCCCGCCCCGAGGCCGACACUCGUUACGCGGGCUCCCGCUUUGCGCAAGAACCACCCUACGGCGGCUCCACCGGCUCCUCCACCGCUCGCAACGCCGCCCCUCCUUCCUAUGCCUCGCUCGUCCCGGAGGGCAGCUCCGGCAAAGGCGCCAUGCUGGGUGCAUUCCUGAAUGAAUCCCCCUCGGCCGGCCACUUUACGCACCUGAACCUGUCCGGCCUGUCGAGCAAAAGUAGUGGUCACUGA